Molecule: messenger RNA, 1017 nt
Organism: Chironomus riparius
Lineage: Eukaryota; Metazoa; Arthropoda; Insecta; Diptera; Chironomidae
Source: the annotation of a GenBank genome assembly
UUGGAGAAUAAGAUUCAGUUGCAGUUAAGUAUUCAUAUUGAUCUAACGUUUGAAAGUCUUUUUUUUAAAAAAUAAAAUUUAUUUAAAUUUAACUCAAAUUUAACUCAAACUCAAAAAUGAUUAAUACUGGGAAACUUGCUGGCAAAACCCUCUUCAUAACUGGAGCAUCAAGAGGUAUUGGUAAGGCUAUAGCACUUAAAGCUGCUGCUGAUGGAGCUAAUAUUGUGAUUGCUUCCAAAACUGCUGAGAAACAUUCAAAGCUUGAAGGUACAAUCUACGCAACAGCACAAGAAGUUGAAAAAGCAGGUGGCAAAGCUCUUCCAUGCAUCGUUGAUGUCCGUAAUGAUGAACAAGUCAAAGCAGCAGUCGAAGCUGCAGUCAAAGAAUUCGGUGGAAUCGAUAUUGUCGUCAAUAAUGCAUCAUCAAUCUACUUGACAAGUGUCGGCAACACAGACAUGAAAAAGUAUGACUUAAUGAACGGAGUCAUUGCUCGUGGAACAUUUUUGGUAUCCAAAGAAUGCCUUCCAUACCUUAAAAAGUCCAGUCACGCUCACAUUUUAAAUUUGGCGCCAAAAUUCGGCAGUGAAGCUCGUUGGUUCCAAUAUCACACAGCCUACACCAUUGCUAAGUAUGGAUCAAGUAUGUGCACAUUGGGGAUGUCUGAAGAGUUCAAAAGAUACAACAUUGCAGUCAAUGCUUUAUGGCCAAAUAAACUUAUCAGCACAGCAGCUGUAACAAUGCUUGCCGGACAAAACAGCUACGUGAUAUCCAGAAAACCUGAAAUUAUGUCCGAUGCUGCUUAUUUGAUCCUUUCGAGAGAUCCAAAGGAAGCAACAGGCAACUUUUACAUUGAUGACGAGUUCCUUAUUGCCAAUGGAAUCACAGACAUGAAGCAGUACUCAUGUGUGCCUGGAAAUGAGGAUAAAAUUAUGGAACUAGACACUUGGAUCGAUGCAGCUGUUGAGAAAAUGAAGAAAAUUGACAGUUAAAUAAAUUUUAAGAUUUUUUUUAAAGUUA